Molecule: messenger RNA, 1195 nt
Organism: Jatropha curcas
Lineage: Eukaryota; Viridiplantae; Streptophyta; Magnoliopsida; Malpighiales; Euphorbiaceae
Molecular function (GO): actin binding
Source: RefSeq, a predicted model, not a curated record
UAUUUUUUUAUUCAAACCUUGACACUAAAGCAUUCUCUUGAAAGUUAGGAAAAUCGAAAGAGUAAUAUCACCUUAUUAAAGGAUGCAUUCGUGUUGGAAUCAAAUGUUGUGAUAAUGAAUCUCUCUCUAUAUAUAUUCACAGACAGACACACACAAGGCAGGCAAAGAUUGUGCAUUCUCCUACAUUUUAGACUUCCAAAAUUCUUGACGUUUAUAUUUUGUUUUACUUUGUUCUGCUCUGAAAGCAAAAUUGUACCUUGACAAAAGAAUCCUGUAAUGGAGAACCAUGGAGCUUCAUCUUCUUGUUCUUUGGCUCGAGGUAAGAACCAUGAUAUUGCCCAGCAAUCUCAAUGGCUUCAGCUAACUCUAUCAGACUCGAACAGAAGAAUGAGGGCAACGAUGAGCCUUCUGGAAGAACAUGAGAAUUCUUCAGUAAGAGAUGAGAUUUAUUUCAAGCGGAGGCAGGAUCUCUUUCUAAUGCUGGAAGAGCUAAAUGAUUCUUACUGUUCUUUGGCAGAAAAAUAUGAUCAUUUAAGGUUUAAAUUCAAUAAUGUAACUGAUUCAGGAACCAUACCUUCUUCAUCCUCUAAUGCUGACACCAAGAGAAGACUUUUAGGGAGUUCGAAUGAUUCCCCAUUUGAUCUUUUUGAUUCCUGUGUCGAAUGCAAUUCCAUUCGCGGCAAUCCUCAUGUAGAUUGUGACAACACUAAUUUUGACUUUGAAUACCUGAACAAGCUAAUAGCAGAAUUGAUGUCAACUGAGCCACACAACAAGAAAAUGAAAAUGAAAAUUGAAAUUAGAGAAAAUCUUUGUUAUGAAAAAGCAAUAGAUCUGUGUGACAAGGAAGAUAUCCAUAUUACGAUGGAUGAUUAUCAGUUGGUUCAUGAACAGGUGAAUCCAUGGUCUGAACUCAAGCAUCAAGCUACAAAACUAAUGGAGGAAAAUCUACAGCAGCUCAUAGAGUUGGCAAGGAGAAAUAUUGAAAAGAGAGUGAUCAUUAAUAAGCUCCGGUUUCAGCUGGAACAGCUAAAGGGUGAGAACAGGGCCCUGCAAAGUUCUAUUAGUUGCUUAAAAGUUGGAGGGAAGAGUAACCAACUUCAGAUAUCAAAAUUUAGACGACUGUUUUCAGUUAAGCGGUUUCGACUGGGAUGUUCAUGAUUAGACACUUUCAGUUGUUGCCUUUUCAGGUUCGACA